GCGGAGAAACCUUGUUUACAGCAAAUACGCGUUUUUAUAUGAACUUUACAAUUCAACUGUACGAGCUAAUUGUUUUUGUUAAAUCAGUAUAUAGAAUAUAAUAAUUUACAUACAAUUUUUGUGAUUUUAUCAGCAUAUACCAUCAAUGCACGGAUAAAGGGGAGCUAAGACAUAAAUCAACAAAUCUAAAUAUCAUGUAUUUCAAUGACAUGUAGGGAUUUUAAAGAGGGCAAAGUGUUUGUGAACUAGUCAGGUAUUUUCGGAGAUUACCAGGAUGAAGACUGUGAUUGUUAUUGGGGGAGGACUGGUCGGUGCCUUGCAAGCAUGUUUUAUGGCCAAGAGGGGAUACAAGGUCGAUAUUUACGAAAUGAGAUCAGAUAUUCGGACUAUGGAGGUCGUCCGAGGGCGGAGUAUAAAUCUUGCAUUAUCAGUUCGAGGGCGGGAGGCUUUGAGGAGGGCUGGUGUAGAAGAUACGAUAGUAAAGUAUGGUAUACCAAUGUACUCUAGAAUGAUACAUGAUCGGGAUGGAAAACGGCGACCUAUACCAUACGGUAAAAAGGAUCAGUACAUUAUGUCCAUUGAUAGAAGACACCUGAAUGAAAUAUUACUUACAGAGGCAGAGAAAUUCUCCACCGUUACAACUCAUUUUGAACACAAAGUUGUAGAAUGCAACUUCAAUGAAGGAUCAGUGACUUUUCAGAAGAAAGAUGGUAGUGUGGUAACAGUGAAAGCCGACAUGGUUAUUGGCUGUGACGGGGCGUAUUCCAAGGUUAGACAAGAAAUGAUGAAGAAAACGUUGUUAGAUUACGAACAAAUCUUCAUUCCUCAUGGCUACAUGGAACUGAGUAUGCCACCAGCACCUAACGAUAAGUACGCUAUGGAGAUUAAUUACUUACAUAUUUGGGCGAGAAACGAGUAUAUGAUGAUAGCGUUGCCUAACUACGACAAAUCAUUCACGGUUACCCUCUUCAUGCCAUUUGAUAUUUUCAAAACUCUCACCACAGAAACAGCUGUACUAGACUUCUUCAAGACCAACUUUGCUGACUCUAUCCCGUUACUUGGAGAAAAAGCUCUUGUAGAGACUGUUAUUAAGAACAAGGCGUUGCCCAUGGUAACGGUCAAGUGUUCACCUUACAAUGUUAAAGACAAGUUUGUAAUAAUGGGAGAUGCUGCCCACGCAAUGGUUCCUUUCUAUGGUCAGGGUAUGAACUGUGGUUUUGAAGAUUGUGUUGUGUUUUGUGACCUUCUGGAUAAACACGAAGGAGAUUUCGGUGCUACAUUGCAUGAGUUUACGAGUUUCCGGUCAAUAGACGCUAAAGCAAUGUGCGAUUUAGCUUUCUACAACUAUAUUGAGAUGCGCCAGUCAGUAAAUUCUCGUUUGUUUUUAAUGAGGAAGAAGCUGGAUAACUUCUUAUUUUGGUUGCUACCAAACACUUGGAUCCCUCUUUAUACAACGGUGUCAUUUUCAAGGAAGCGAUAUCAUGAGUGUAUCAAGAACAAGGAAUGGCAGGAUAGGGUUAUUCAAAGGGCUUUGUACAUUUCCAUUCCAACGUUAGCAGUUGCUGGAUAUUACAUGUACAAACAAGUGGAGCAGUUAGAAGUACCUUUACACGAAAAGCUUGUACAAUUGGCGGAAAGAUUUGUAUCCAAGCUGAAAUAAUAAUGUGAAAGUACUUUGGUGACGAAUCUCCGAUUAAGUCAAACGCCUACUGGGGACCUAUAGACAGAGAUUGUUAAGCAUUGAUAUUAUGAACGGCUUUACUUGCCUUUUACAUUUAACAGUAUUAUCAUGUUAUGUAUAUUCUUAUACAUGUAUCUUAACAGUAUUCAUUUGACAGUGUUUAAGCAUAUGUGUAUAAACGUAUUUUGGUUAUGGAUCUUUUUGUUAACAUAUUUUUUUAACUCUUCAUAUAUGUUUAAGAAUAAAACAAUAUGAAUCUCA
Ruditapes philippinarum (Manila clam) is the source of this 1942-nucleotide messenger RNA. Its product is annotated as kynurenine 3-monooxygenase-like. The coding region runs from base 275 to 1660 and encodes 461 amino acids. Gene Ontology annotation, biological process: quinolinate biosynthetic process; NAD+ metabolic process; L-tryptophan catabolic process. Gene Ontology annotation, cellular component: mitochondrial outer membrane. The record is from RefSeq and is a predicted model, not a curated record. Lineage: Eukaryota; Metazoa; Mollusca; Bivalvia; Venerida; Veneridae. The transcript is spliced from 14 exons. Gene Ontology annotation, molecular function: kynurenine 3-monooxygenase activity; FAD binding; NAD(P)H oxidase H2O2-forming activity.